This is a messenger RNA of Saprolegnia parasitica CBS 223.65, 2294 nucleotides long. RefSeq lists its product as hypothetical. The coding region runs from base 165 to 2294 and encodes 709 amino acids. Gene Ontology annotation, molecular function: protein binding. The record is from RefSeq and is a predicted model, not a curated record. NCBI's taxonomy places the organism in Eukaryota, Oomycota, Saprolegniomycetes, Saprolegniales, Saprolegniaceae. The transcript has 3 exons. Gene Ontology annotation, biological process: proteolysis. Gene Ontology annotation, cellular component: extracellular region.
GGAACCUUAAGCGCGCGACUCGUGGAAGCAAGCCUCCUUCGAAUCCAUCUGCAUACAAGCGAGCACACUAAUCUAUCUUGGCCUCUGGCUUUGCCGAUUUCAAGCAGCCAUCCGCGACAGCGCAGUGUUGCCUUUUCAUCGCCACGGCCAAGCAAGAAGCGAGCAUGCGUUGGAUCUCGUGUCUUCUUGUGGCCCUUGGCGUGACUGUCCACGCCCAAACGCUCGAUGCCGGCGUCUGCGCCAACGUCGUUCGCAACUACGACUACCCCGGCAACGACAUUGCAAGCAUCAAGGUGUCGGGCACGGACCAGGCGCAGUACGCGGCGUGCUGCGACGCGUGUGCCAACAAGGACGGUUGCGCUGGCUUUGUCGUCAACUCCAAGAAGUGCUACAUGAAGAGCAAGAUGGUGCAGUCCGGUUACAAAGCCGGCCUCAUGUCGGGGACGUACUCGUUCACGUCCGAGACCUGCUCGAGUCUCAAGCGCAACGUCGACUACUCGGGCAACGACAUUCGGUCGCUCACUGUCAAGGGCAACGACCAAGCCCAAGCCGAUCUUUGCUGUGAUGCGUGCUCCAACACGAUCAGCUGCAUUGGCUGGGUCGUCAAUGGCAACACGUGCUACCUCAAGCACAAGAUGGUCUACUCUGGCGCCGACACGGGCUUGCUCUCGGGCAAGUACACGCAGCCCAAGAUCGAGUCGGAGACGUGCGGCAACCUCAUCCAGGACGUCGACUACAGUGGCAAUGACAUCCGAGACUUUGCGGUCAAGGGGUCGCCGCAAGAUCAGACGACCAAAUGCUGUGACGCGUGCUCCAAGCAGGACGGCUGUGUUGGCUUCGUGACCCACACUAACACGUGCUGGCUCAAGAAGGCGUGGGUCAAGUCAGGCACGAAGAUUGGUGCGAUGGCCGGGACGUACACGGCACCGCUCCCGACGUCCGACACCUGCGCGGCCAUCACGCGCGGCACCGACUACCCUGGCAACGACAUUCGUAGCUUUACGGUCACGGGUUCGGACCAGGCCAGGGCCGACGCCUGCUGCGAUGCAUGCACCAAGCAAAGCGGCUGUGUCGGCUGGAUCACGCACAGCAGCACGUGCUGGCUCAAGAGCAAGAUGGGAGCCGCCAACCCGCUUCCGACGGCGCUCGCCGGGACGUACGCGGCGCCGCUUCCGACGUCGGACACCUGCGCGGCCAUCACACGUGGCACCGAUUACCCUGGCAACGACAUCCGUAGCUUCACGGUCACGGGUUCGGACCAGGCCAGGGCCGACGCCUGCUGCGAUGCAUGCACCAAGCAAAGCGGCUGCGUCGGCUGGAUCACCCACAGCAGCACGUGCUGGCUCAAGAGCAAGAUGGGAGCCGCCAACCCGCUUCCGACGGCGCUCGCCGGGACGUACGCGGCGCCGCUUCCGACGUCGGACACCUGCGCGGCCAUCACACGUGGCACCGAUUACCCUGGCAACGACAUCCGUAGCUUCACGGUCACGGCGGCUGCGUCGGCUGGACUCACCCACAGCAGCACGUGCUGGCUCAAGAGCAAGAUGGGAGCCGCCAACCCGCUUCCGACGGCGCUCGCCGGGACGUACGCGGCGCCGCUUCCGACCUCCAAGACGUGCGCGGCCAUCACGCGCGGCACCGACUACCCUGGCAACGACAUCCGUAGCUUCACGGUCACGGGCUCGGAGCAAGACCAGACCGACAAGUGCUGCACGGCGUGCUCCAACACCAUCAGCUGCGUCGGCUGGAUCGUCCACAGCAACACGUGCUGGCUCAAGCACAAGCUGGGUGCGUCCAACGCACUCUCGACCGCACUCUCUGGCCAGUAUGUGCAGCCGGCGAUCUCGUCGGGCACGUGCAGCAACCUCGUUCAGGACGUCGACUAUGCCUUCAACGACAUCAAGCACUUUGCCGUGACGGGGACGCCCCAGGACCAGACCAACCACAGCACGUGCUGGCUCAAGCACAAGAUGGUGCGGUCGGGCCCCAUGGUUGGCGCCAUGGCCGGCACGGCACCCCUCCAAGUGCCCACGUCGCAGGUCUGCGGCGCCGUCACCACCGGCGUCAACUACCCCGGCAACGACAUUGUGAGCUUUCCCAUCAACGGCACGCGCCAGGACCAGACCAACACGUGCUGUGAUGCGUGCACCAAGACCACGGGCUGCCUCGGGUUCGUGCUCCACGACAAGACGUGCUGGCUCAAGUCGGUCUUGACUAACCUCACGCCCUUGAGCAGCGCUGUCUCGGGCACAUUUGUAUCCGGUGGCUCGGCCCGGCGCGCGUGCUACGCCUAG